Molecule: messenger RNA, 1582 nt
Organism: Hordeum vulgare subsp. vulgare (domesticated barley)
Lineage: Eukaryota; Viridiplantae; Streptophyta; Magnoliopsida; Poales; Poaceae
Product: amidase 1
Exons: 6
Coding region: 72-1430 (452 amino acids)
Source: RefSeq, a predicted model, not a curated record
UCGGUUAGAGAUGGUUUUACACAACCAUUGACGUCAUCGACCAUAUCCUGCAUUCCUGCUCCUAUCCAUCCAUGUCGCAGCCGAGAGCCAUGGAGGACGCCGCCGGCGACGACCACGGCGCCUUCAUCCAGAAAUUCAUCCUGCUGCCUUCCUCCGACCACCACCAGCAGCAGGAGCAGCUACCCCUGCACGGCCUCACCUUCGCCAUCAAGGACAUCUUCGACGUCGCCGGCCGCGUCACAGGGUUCGGCACCCCGGACUGGGCCCGGACGCACGCGCCGGCCGCCACCACGGCGCCCGCCGUGCUGGCCGCGCUCGCCGCGGGCGCCACGGGCGUGGGCAUGACGGUGAUGGACGAGAUGGCCUACAGCAUCAACGGCGAGAACGCGCACUACGGCACCCCCGCCAACCCCUGCGCCCCCGGCCGCGUCCCCGGCGGUUCCUCCAGCGGCUCCGCCGUCGCCGUCGCCGCCAGCCUCGCCGACUUCGCCCUCGGCACCGACACCGGCGGCAGCGUCAGGGUGCCCGCCGCAUACUGCGGCAUCUUCGGCCUCCGCCCCUCCCACGGUGUGGUCUCCGCCGAGAACGUCGUCCCCAUGGCGCAGAUGUUCGACACUGUCGGAUGGUUUGCCAGAGAUGUAGCUACAUUGUCCCGUGUGAGCGACGUGUUGCUGCCGCCGGUGUCAACCGAUGCCGAGCUGCCACGACCGAGCCGUGUCAUAAUUCCUGCUGACUGUUUCAAGAUCUUGGGCUCCUCUGACGAUGACCACACCUACGAGAUCCUCAAUGCUUGCGCGGCCAAGGUAUUCGGCAGUGAUGCAGUGGUGGACAAUGGUGACCUUGGUGAUUUUGUCUCCAGCAAUGUUCCGAGGAUCGGCAAGUUUAUGACCGACUUGUCUGCGAUCGAAGCAUCAUCAUCUUGUGUGCCCUCUCUGUCUGCAAUCUCACGUGUCAUGCGUGUCCUUCAAAGGUCUGAAUUCAAAGCAAACCACGCGGAGUGGGUGAACACGGUGAAACCCAACCUCGGCCCUGGCAUCCGAGAGCGAGUGCAGGAGGCCAUCGCAUCGGAGGAUAGAUCCGCCAUGGAUGAUCUUCAUGCCGUCAGGACCGAAUUCAAGUCUGCCCUAGCCGCUCUCCUCAAGGACGACGGAAUCCUGGCAAUCCCUACGGUCCCCGGCGCGCCACCGAAGCUACGCAUGGACGCGGCGUUGCUGGAGGACUUCCGGGCGAGGGCCUUCUCCCUGCUAUCCAUUGCCGGCCUGUCGGGGUUCUGCCAGGUGAGCAUCCCGCUGGGCACCCGCCACGGCGUUCCGGUGUCGGUCUCGCUGCUCGCAGGCCAUGGUGGUGACCGUUUCCUGGUCGCUGUAGCCCAGGAGCUCCAGGAGGCGCUCCAAGCCGAGGCGGCAGCAGCCUGGGGCUCAUCAGCUUAGCCCAAUUCGGUCAUAUCUUGCUGAAUUAUCCAGUACAGGACAUUGUAUGAUUCUGACUGAACAUAUGAAAUAUAUACCGUCAAGUGUAUGUACUAGGUAGAUUUUCACCAUUAUGCAGACAAAUUUGAAACUCGAUCGAUUGGUUCCAAUUA